Messenger RNA from Onychostruthus taczanowskii (white-rumped snowfinch), 2092 nucleotides. RefSeq names its product calcium/calmodulin dependent protein kinase II inhibitor 2 (gene CAMK2N2). Lineage: Eukaryota; Metazoa; Chordata; Aves; Passeriformes; Passeridae. The transcript is spliced from 2 exons. Bases 561 to 800 code for a protein of 79 amino acids. The record is from RefSeq and is a predicted model, not a curated record. Gene Ontology annotation, biological process: negative regulation of protein kinase activity. Gene Ontology annotation, molecular function: calcium-dependent protein kinase inhibitor activity; protein kinase binding.
UGAGGGGCUGAGGUAGACCCGGGGUGGGAGCUGGCCGGAAUCUGAAGGUUGAGGUUUCUGCUCUGUGGGGUGCUGCGGGACUGGAGCAGGGUGUUGGGGCUCUGUUUGGCAUCACCUCUGCAUGCCGGGGGAGGGCCCAGCUGUGUCUGCUGGUCCUCAGCUGUCUGACCCGGUGGCACCCGGCUGUGACAAGGGCUCCCCUCUCCACAGGGGCACCCGUGCUUGGGGGCACCCCCGAGUAGAGGCGAGCGCCUCGGAAAGGCUGUGCUGGGGGAGCACUGCGCUCCGGGGCCGGGGCAGGGCCCGGGGCGAUGCCGUGGUACGGUCCCCAUCCCGAGCGGGCGCUCCCGGGGCACCGGCCGUGGGGGUCCCCCGUCCCUGUCCUGGCCGGGCCGGGCCGGGCCGCGGCGCUCCGGAGCCGCCCCCCGCCGGGGGGGUCCCCGCUCCCCCCGGAUGCAUGACUUCAUCCUUCCGCCCGGGUUUCCUCCCCGCCGCCGCCGCCGCCGCCGCAGACCGGCUCCCGGCUCGGCGCGGCGCGGCUCGGCCCGCUCGGCCCCGCCAUGUCGCAGGUGCUGCCCUACGGCGAGGACAAGGUGGGCCGCUACGGCGCCGAGCCCGAGGCGGGGGAGCUGCCCUUCAGCUGCCGCCUGCAGGACACCAACGCCUUCUUCGGGGGCAACCAGGGCAAGCGGCCCCCCAAGCUGGGACAGAUCGGCCGCGCCAAGAGAGUGGUGAUCGAGGAUGACCGGAUAGACGAGGUGCUCAAGGGCAUGACGGAGAAGUCGCCGCCGGGGGUGUAAGCCGGGACCCGCCGCCAGGACCCGCCGGCCGAGCCCCGCUCCAGCCCGCCGCCCCGCAUGCUGGCUGGACCGCCGACGAGGAGGGGGAGGCCAUGCCCGCUGCCCCCCCCGGCCCGGGGGGGGGCCCUGCAGCCACCACCACCCCCCCCCGAGCCAUGCACUUUACCCCUCCGCCUCCCCCGGGGCCGGGACAAACCGCCGAGCCCCCCACCCUGGGCGAAGACCCCCCUCCCCGGGGAAGGGGUCCGGCCCCCUGCUCCGCGGCGCGUCCCCCCAAUCCUCCUUGGCGGAGGGUCCCCGAAUUGCGGGCCCACCCGGCCCCAUGAGCAGGGGGGGGAGCGCUGCUGUCCAGAGACAUUUUUUGCUCCAUCGUUUUUUGCAUGAGCUUGGUGGCCCGGGCGGCCGGCCCGGGGGCCGAGGGUCAGCCCCACCACUCCGGCACGCUUCUUUUUAAACAGAAACUCCUCAUAUUUGUAUUUUUAUAUCCGAAUCUUUGUUAAAAACGAUCUGCUGACGUUGAGAUGUCAAAGUAACUGCAUCGAGAAAACAAACGAAAACAACCGACCAACCAACAACAACAAAAAAAAAAGGUUCAUAUUUUUUUCCAUAAGAAAAAAAAAGACAAAAAAAGAAGAAAAAAACGAGGGCAAAAAUUAAAGGGGGGCGAGAGUGAUGGAGGGAGCAUGAGGAAAGCCGCAGGAGGAGGGAGGGGAGCAGGGACCCCUGGCCCGACCCCCGCUGGCAGGCAGCAGGAGCACCGGAGGGUUUGGCAGCAUCACCGGCCGCUGCAGUUCCUUCCCGGCAGCACCGGGGAGAGCCCACCGGGGCCAGCUGCAGGUGCCAGGGGGGUCCCAGCACUGCCCCUCGCUUGAGGGUGGUGGGGUCGGGGGAGAGUGGGGAGGGCAGGGACCGGCCUGAGUCGUUGUUUUUAAUUUUGUACUUUAAUUUAAUUUUAUUUUUUAAGAAGCUUCUCGGGGGGUUCUGAUGUGCAUGAGAAACUUGUCAUCUUUUACAAUAACCUACGAGUGGCAUUUAUGGAGACAACGACGCAAAAAAAAAAAAAAAAAAAAAAAAACCGGGGAAAAAAAAAAAAAAAAAAAAAAAAAAACCAUUAAAAAAAAAAAAAAACAAAAAAACCCAAAAAACUGAGGAAAAAAGAAAAAAAAAAAGAAAAAAAAAGAUACUUGUGUCAUGAUGUUCUACGAAUGAUCCAUUGUAAAUUUUAAUGCCAUUUUUCACUGUACUGGUGAACAAAAUGCAAUGAAUAAAAUACAUUCAUGUACCCAGGUGAA